This is a messenger RNA of Ailuropoda melanoleuca (giant panda), 2590 nucleotides long. It is a transcript of the gene ANKRD22, whose product is annotated as ankyrin repeat domain 22. The record is from RefSeq and is a predicted model, not a curated record. Gene Ontology annotation, molecular function: protein binding. NCBI's taxonomy places the organism in Eukaryota, Metazoa, Chordata, Mammalia, Carnivora, Ursidae. The transcript is spliced from 7 exons. The coding region runs from base 1473 to 2048 and encodes 191 amino acids.
GAAGCUUCCACGACUGCGACCCUGCCCCCCAGAUGCCUGUUUAAUUUUCAGUUAAACAACAUAAUUGCUUAAUAGAAGCAUUCCCCCUGCGGUAUUUCAGAAAUUUAUCUAAAAUUCAAAUUUAACUAAACAUUUGUAUUUUUAUUUGCUAAACAUGGCAGCCCUACCCGGGGGCAAAUCACUGGCCUGCAGUGUUUUUAACCAAUUGCAAUGAGUCAAUUGCUUUUUUAUUGGUUUAUUUUUCAGAGUGAACCCCACACCGAACAGUUCCUCUUCUAUAAUUAUAAUGAGUAUUGUGCCUUUAGAAACAGAUUGUAGGGGAGGAACAAGAAUCUUUUCUCUACCCUUCUAGGUUCUGUGGCUGAGAAUCCCCUGUCAUAAAAGACAGAUUAACAAGAGAAAAACCAACCGAAGUUUAAUAAUGUGUGUACCUCAUGUGUACCCACAGGAGAUCCAGGAAAACUGAGUAAAACCCCUUGAUAGAGUCCAAACCAACACCUUAAAUAUCAUCUCCAGCUGAAGAGAAAGGAAGAUGUUGGGGGAGGGGCAGUUAUGGAGAUGCUACCAGGAAAAGCACAGUAAAUGGCGUCAAUUGUCCUGCAGAUUUAAGUCCUUGCCUUCUCCGUUAAUUGGAGAAUUAAUCUCCAAUGCAGAUUUAGAGUCAGCCUCUCCUUCCUGGGGGAGACACCUUUAUAAAUGGGAAAUUUCUUUUAUAUAUGUAAAUGUCCUUUACAAAAAGGUAACUUGUGCUCUGUUGUCAGAGAUUCUCUUGUGUGUCUGAAGGUUUUCAAAAACAACCACAUCAAAACAAUCCUUAUGUCAGAGAGGCAUAUUUUAGGGUGGUGUAUUUUGCUACCCCUCAAGACGAAGUCAAGGGAGAGAUGCAGAAUCCAAUUAGGUGAGUUUCGGUCCUGACAGGAAGUUAAAGAAUCCUCUGGAGGUCAGUCAGGGAGGAAGGAGCUUGGAGAAGGAAGCUGGCAACAGCCUUAGCAGAGAGGUAGGGAGAGUGAGGAGCUCUGGCCACACCAAUUAGUUAAAAGAGGUUGCAAAAGAAGCUAGAAGGGGUUACAGAGGUCUUGCAUAAGAGCGUGAAGUACCCAAGGGAAAAACCAUUAAUGUUUACGUCAGGGAAAGACACUUCAAUGUCUUAAGCGUUUUAAGACAUGCAAAAUCAAAACAAGCCAAAAGGAAAGUCAGCUGCAACUGGUGGGUUCUGCAGACUUCCAUCUUCCACAGGAGAGUUAGUUAACUCUUAAACUCCAGGGAGGUUGGUCCGAAAGCCAAGUGCAAGAAGGUGUGUUGCUGCCUGUGCUGUUGGAAGAGCAUUCCACAAGCCUGGGAAGAAAGGACGAGCCCCCCGCCUCAGCUUCUAGGGACUUUUCUCUUGGCUGGGAAGGAUUUUAUGUUAAACAGAAAUACUUCCAGAAGAUUCAAGAAGUGGUAAAGGUGACGCAAAUCUGCGAAGGACCAGCAUGGGGAUCCUAUACUCUGAGCCCAUCUGCCAGGCGGCCUACCAGAACGACUUGGGUCAAGUGUGGCGGUGGGUGAGAGAAGACAGCGCCUGUAUCAACGUGCGAGAUGGCUUUAAUGGAGACACUCCCCUGAUCUGUGCUUGUAGGCGAGGACACCUGAGAAUCGUUUCCUUCCUUUUAAAAAGAAAUGCUGAUGUGAACCUCAAAAACCGGAAAGAGAGAAACUGCUUGCAUUAUGCCGUGAAGAAAAAAUUUACCUUCUUCGAUUACCUACUCAUUAUCCUCUUAAUGCCCGUUCUGCUUAUUGGGUAUUUCCUCAUGGUGUCAAAGACCAAGCAGAAUGAGGCUCUCGUCCGAACGUUGCUCAAUGCUGGCGUUGAUGUGAAUGCCACGGACUGCGACGGCUGCACGGCGCUACAUUACGCCUGCCAAAUGAAAAACCAGACCCUUAUCCCUCUGCUGCUGGAAGCUCGUGCCGACCCCAUGAUCAAGAACAAGCGUGGUGAGAGUCCCCUGGAUAUUGCGCGGAGAUUAAAGUUUUCCCAGAUUGAAUUAAUGCUAAGGAAAGCAUCAUAAUCCUUGUGGCCUCACGUGGAGAAGUAGAUAAAGUUAAAGGACUGGAUUCUAUCUCCAUUUUGGACAAUUGGUCUGUGGACUGUUGAACCUGGAUGCUAUGAUUUUAUGGUUACCAUGGGUAACUGUAAUUGUGGUUACCAUGGUAACGUUUUGGAAGAGCUUUGUAUUUAGAAUUUUCUUUUGCCCAUUGGAGUUCACCAUGGUCACGAUCCUUCUAGGAGAAACACCAAAACUCUUGGAGUCUCCAUUUUGGUAAAAAAAAAAAAAAAAGGUGACAUUUCAAGGUCAGUCUCUCCCAAAGAAGAGGAUCAGUGUUACCUGGUUCAGUUUUCUCUUCUCAGCUGUGCGGCUCUUACCAAGAGGCUGUCCUGUCUAUAUCAUGCCCAGAAGACAACUGGCUCUAUCCGUCCUUUUUGAGUAGUAAGAAGAAGAAUCAAAGUAUAUAUAUUUGUAUAGACUGAUGUAUUGGGGGGAUGGGAGGUGAGCUUCAUAUGUAAAUAUUUAUUCAGUGAAACAACUUCAAUAAAGUCAUCUAUCAGUCA